UAUUAUUUAUCAACCAGAUUAAGUAAAGAAGAGGGAGACAAGUUAAUAAGAGAUAAUCAUUUGUAUUAAGUGUUGAAAAAUCAUAAAUGAACGAUAGAGAUAAUGUCUAUACAAUUAUCCAUUUUAGAAUUUCAAAGAAGAAAUACCAUAAUAAUAUUGAGAGUAUUAUAUAUAUCUAUUUUAGGAAGCAUUGAAGUUUUAAUUGAAAAACAGAAUAUUUCAAUUUAAAUAUUAAAAUAAAUGCCAAGAGAAUAAUCCUAAGAAUAAAAUAUGUACUCCAUUCUGUUGGUUUGA
Messenger RNA from Paramecium primaurelia, 294 nucleotides. The record is from the annotation of a GenBank genome assembly. NCBI's taxonomy places the organism in Eukaryota, Ciliophora, Oligohymenophorea, Peniculida, Parameciidae.